GUGUUAAAAACUUGAUGUGUUUACCUACACGCCAGCCUAAAACAAACUUUGAACGCACAACUUCAACCCAAGAAAGUAGUCAACCAAACCAGGGGAGCAGAACCGCGGAAACUUACACGGACAAGUCACAUAACAUCCGUAAUUGCCAUGGCAUUAUCACGGAGUUCUUUGCUUGGAAUAAAACAACUACAUAGCAAAAUAAGAUUUAUUACGGCUAUUUCCCUUUCUAGUUUCCACACCAAAAUUUUGACCUGCAAGAGCUAGUAAUCAAAUCCACAUUUGAAUUUCCGUUUGACCAAAAAAAAUUACAUUUGAAUAAGGGAUCAGUAGUUUUCAAGCAAAAUAUUACCUCCAGCACUUCACUGACUUAAGACUACUACACCAGGUUACCCAUACGUUAUCUUUCCAAUAAAUUAAGCUCAUUUUUCUUUUUUGGGUAAACGAAAUUUUAUUAAACUACAAAAUGAAUACAAUGGCCAAGGGGAAUAAAGCUCAAUUUUAUCACCAUAGCUUCUAAGAAAAAUAAGCCUCACUCAAAUGGCUCAACCAAGCACACUCCUUGUAUUAAUCUUCAUCUCCUUGAUCUCAUCUUCGUUUUGUUGUCCUGCUGAUCAAAAGCAAGCCCUUCUCCAAUUCAAAUCCUUCUUCUUCAACACCUCCAUAUCAAACUCCUCCUCAGACAGUUCCUUGUUUGGCUUGGACUCUUGGAACUCGACUAAUUUGGAUUGUUGCACUUGGGAUAGAGUUGUUUGUGAUUCAUCUUCAAGGGCUGUCAUUGCUCUCCAUCUUGAUUCCAUAAGUUCCCCUUUCUCUUUGGAGCCCAAGAUUUUGUCUAUUGAGGUCUUGACACCGCUCUUUCGUGUUACAACUCUGAUUCUGCUUGACAUUUCCUUCAAUUCCAUAACAGGAGAAAUUCUGGGUGACGGGUUUUCGAAUCUCACCAAACUAGUUCAUCUGGACAUGAAGCAGAAUAGCUUCCAUGGCUCAAUCCCCACGCAACUUUUUUCCUUGAGAUUUCUUGAGUACCUAGACUUGAGUGGAAAUUCACUCAGCGGGAUUCUAAGUCCCCAAGUGGGAUUUCUUGGAAACUUGAAGGAAUUGAAUUUGGAGGAGAAUUUCUUUCAUGGGAAAAUCCCAGAAGAGAUUGGGAAUCUCACCAAGUUGCAGCAAUUGUCUCUUCAACUGAAUGAUUUCCAUGGUGGAAUUCCUUCUUCCCUGCUAAAUCUGAAUGAACUUCAAGUACUAGACCUGACGAACAAUUCGCUCUCAAUGUCGAUUCCGCCCGAAAUUGGAAAUUUGACGAAAAUUUCCAUCUUGGCCUUCAGUAAGAAUAAUUUCACUAGCGGGAUUCCACCAUCAAUACAGAAUAUGAGCAACUUGGAAACACUUAAAUUGGACCACAACAUGCUCAGUGGAGAGAUUCCAUCAAGGUUGUUCACUAUCAGCAAACUGAGGAAUUUGUUUCUGGGAGGAAACAAUCUGAACUGGAAUAACAAUGCAAAAGUUGUGCCAAAGUGCAUGUUAUCUCAACUCUCUCUGCAGUCUUGUGGUCUUGCAGGUGAAAUCCCAGAAUGGAUAUCUACCCAAAAGAAUCUUGUUUUUCUUGAUCUAAGUGAAAACCAACUGGACGGGGUAUUUCCAAAUUGGCUUGCUGAAAUGGAAGUUGGAAGUAUCAUUCUGUCUGGCAACAAGCUAAGUGGUUUCAUCCCUCCUCGUCUUUUCCAAUCUCUGAAUUUAUCAGUCCUUAUGCUCUCAAGAAACAAUUUCUCAGGUCAAUUGCCCAGAAACAUCGGUGACGCUAACAGGAUCAUGAUCCUUAUGUUGUCCGCAAACAACUUGUCCGGGCCAAUUCCUGUUUCACUUUCGAAGAUUGAUAGUCUUAUUUUGUUGGACUUGUCUCGAAACAGAUUCUCUGGUAACACGUUCCCAGUUUUCAGCCCUGAUUCCUUGCUCGCUGUCGUUGAUUUCUCCUCCAACGAAUUCUCGGGUGGAAUUCCAUUGACUUUUUCUCAGGAAAUCAGAAUUCUUGGAUUAGGGAAAAACAAGUUCUCAGGUCCAUUGACUCAAAAUCUGACUUACUUGAGCAAACUUCAACUCCUUGAUCUCCACGACAAUAAAAUCACAGGUGAAAUGCCAGCAUUUCUGUCUGAAAUUUCCCCUCUCCAAGUUAUGAAUUUACGAAACAAUUCCUUUAUAGGUUCCAUCCCUAAAGAAUUUUCCAACCUCACUAGCCUCCGCAUUCUAGAUUUAUCAUGGAACAAUCUCACUGGAAAAAUCCCCAUAGAAGUGGGAAAUCUCCUUGGAAUGACUGAUACACCUGACAAACUCUCAUCCUUCUCCAACUUGUUCACCUUCUCAAUAGGGUUCAAUGACAUAUUUGUGAACUGGAAGAAAUCCAUCCAAGGUCUUCCGUGUCACACCCUUGAGUUUUACUCUUUCCUAGACUUGUCAAGGAACCAACUUUCGGGUGAAAUCCCAGCUUCAUUAGGUGGCCUCAAAGCCCUAAAACUACUAAAUGUCUCCAACAACAGACUUUCCGGCGAAAUACCAGAAAGUUUAGGUGAUUUGGAGAGCGUGGAAAGCUUGGACCUAUCGCACAACAAACUCUCUGGGACGAUUCCCCAAACAUUUAUAAAGCUUCAAGAACUGACUACCUUGGAUGUGAGCAACAAUGAGCUAGCGGGUGAAAUUCCGGUGGGAGGACAAAUGAACACGAUGAAUGAUCCAAAUGACUAUGCUAAUAACAGUGGGUUGUGUGGAAUGCAAAUUGGGGUGCAGUGCCCAGAGAAGCUGCCAUUGGUGAAACCACCACAGGAAGAUGAGAGCAAAGACGAGAAGGAAUCGUGGUUUUCUUGGGAAGGAGCUGCAGUUGGGUUUCCAUUGGGAUUCUUCUUAUCAAUAGCUAUCAUAUGGCUUACUGGCUAUCUGGUCCCUGCAAGACAGCCAAAUGGCCAGCUUCAGAAGAAGGACUUUGAAGGAGGGUUUGAUCCAAAAUUCAUAAAACGAGGUGAUCUGAAUCACCGCCCUGGUUUUUGACUUUGUUUUUGUCUUCAGUCCUUUUGUAAGAUGUAUAAGGAGAGCUAAAAUCGUGUGAGUGUGACAUGGCUUUCUGGCUAUCAGAUGUAUAAUACCAGUUGAAUAUAACUCCGAAAUUUCCUCUCUAA
Messenger RNA from Rhododendron vialii, 3164 nucleotides. RefSeq names its product receptor-like protein 46. The record is from RefSeq and is a predicted model, not a curated record. Gene Ontology annotation, molecular function: receptor serine/threonine kinase binding. Bases 538 to 3036 code for a protein of 832 amino acids. The transcript has a single exon. Lineage: Eukaryota; Viridiplantae; Streptophyta; Magnoliopsida; Ericales; Ericaceae.